AUGGCUGACCAAUUGAUUUCAUUGACUUGGUCUGUUCAAGAUUUCCAGCGACUUGCAUGCCCCGUUGGGCUCAGCAUGCGACAUACUCAUUCUGAAAUUGGAUUUUCCUUAGAAAAUAACUUGAACGAGGCUGCGUCUGAUGAGGCACUGCAUAAAAAUAAGUCCAGAAUGACAUAUCUGCCAUCUCCGUAA
Messenger RNA from Sphenostylis stenocarpa, 192 nucleotides. The record is from the annotation of a GenBank genome assembly. NCBI's taxonomy places the organism in Eukaryota, Viridiplantae, Streptophyta, Magnoliopsida, Fabales, Fabaceae.